GUAGCAAUAGAAUGGUGGUGUUGUCAGACAACAAAGGUCCAUGCUUUUGAUUUGUUAUAAGGGGUUUUCCUUUUGCCAUCAUAUUUCUUAUGCUUCUCUAGGCAACAAGUAAGGUAUAGUAUAGUAUUCAUCAAGUUUGGCAUCAAUUAUCAUUCCAUACAAAUUAUGUGAAUGUAUUUGCCCAACAUAUAAUACAAUCAUACUCCACUCUUCUUUCCUCAUCUUUCUCUAAACACCCUCUUCCAAACUCGACCUGGGGUCGAUCUUAAAUCGGCCAAAGGAUUGAACAGUGGAAGCAUGGAUGAGUUCAAUUCGGAAAGAUCAAAGCCAUGGAACAUGUACACGGAUUCACCGCAUAGCCCGCCACAAUCAGGAGGUGACGGCGAAGGUCCGUGGAAGAACUUCGGGACGUCCAUGAAUGCUAUUUCUUUCGGUUUUGUGGCCACAGCGGUUUUGAUAUCGAUGUUCCUUAUAAUGGCUAUAUUUGAACAUCUCUUCAGACCAAAUGCUUCAUUCCCGUUGCCUGAACGUGACACUGGUCCCGGGGACUUGAGGCCAAUGCACAAGCUUGUAGAUCCACAACCACACGUACAAUCGACAUAUGCAUCAGAUUUUUCAGUAUUGAUGCCGGGACAAGAAUACCCUACCUACAUUGCACAUUCAACACCUCUACCUUGUUCAAGGGAAGGAGUUCAUUGGCCUCCCCAUCAUCAUGUAUUUCCUUGAUUAGAAGAUGAUUAGAAACUAGUUCGUGCAUCAAAUAGUUGUACAUAAGCUCAAUUUAUCGUCUGGAAAAAUAGAAUACUUAUAAUUUGAAGUUUGGGCAGAUUGAAAAAUACAUUCUUAUUCUGUGUAACGUGUAUUUAAAAUAUCUGUUACGGCAACUUAUAUGUGAUGUCUCAGAUAUUUAGAUUAAAGUAUGUUACACAAAAUAAGAAUAAGACCAAAGCAUGUUGUAUUUUUAUGCAUUCUCAUAUGUAAACCAGUUACCUAAAGGUUUGAGAUUUCAC
Cynara cardunculus var. scolymus (artichoke) is the source of this 1010-nucleotide messenger RNA. RefSeq lists its product as uncharacterized. The coding region runs from base 298 to 726 and encodes 142 amino acids. Lineage: Eukaryota; Viridiplantae; Streptophyta; Magnoliopsida; Asterales; Asteraceae. The transcript has 3 exons. The record is from RefSeq and is a predicted model, not a curated record.